AUGAUUCGUCAACUCAUCGUCGCGAUUCUCGUCGUUGGCCUUCUGACAAUCAGCGCCCAUUCAUUCUAUAUCGCGCAAGACGGCGGCGACGACGUGUGGAAGGUGCCGCAGCAGGACGUCCUCGAGAACAUCGUCAGCGAGAUGAUGAGCGUUCAGAGCGUCGGACCGCAUCAAGUUCGACGCCAGAUAUUUUCGCGCAAAUUUUGGUGA
This is a messenger RNA of Caenorhabditis bovis, 210 nucleotides long. NCBI's taxonomy places the organism in Eukaryota, Metazoa, Nematoda, Chromadorea, Rhabditida, Rhabditidae. The record is from the annotation of a GenBank genome assembly.